UAUAUCCUAUUCUACAAUUUAGGAAUUGAGUAGACAGAGCGGUAAAUUUACAGGAAUUGAUAGAUCAUUACAUAUCUAACAAUUAAUUACGUGAAAAGAGUCCGUUUAUUGGAAAUUGUUAAAAUUAAUGACUUAAAAUUAAAACAGCUGGAAAUAUUUAUCAACAUGAAACAAACUUGUACGUAGAGAUCUUGUGUUACAAAAAUUUUUUAAUGAUAUAUUUAAAAAUUAUAUACAAAACACGUCGGUAAGAGAAACUCUCCCCGGAGGAAGGAUUUAUCUCGUGCGCCGUUCGAUGGCAGCGUAGUGGCGUAUCGCCGUUCGCACGGCGUUCUAUGUAUCCCGUAAACGGCUUUCCGGUGUGGCGUGUUCGUGGUUAUUUGUUAUCACAAUUUUCUCUCUCUCUUCUUCACUCUGUAUACGUGUGUGUACGCGUCGAUUAUCUGUCAUCCGUCGUCCCUCCAACGCUCGACCGUCGUCGGUACGCAGGAGAGACACAGAGAAGAAGAAGGAAGUAAACUCGCGGACUCGAGAGACUUCGGGAGAGAGAAAAAAGUCGUCGCCAGUCGCAACGCUCCACUGCAGAUCCGCUCGCAUGACGGUGACACCCACGUCGGCGGGUCGAGCGGAAUCGCACGCGGAAUGACGCGCUCGCGGCUGUCACGCUCGUGAGUGAACGGGCCAGACGGACACACGGGACGGACGGGGAAUCGCCGACGUGGUGUCGUCGCGCGAACAUGUCACCGCAGCCAUCCCGGCGAGGGGAUCGCGAGCAGAAGAGAACGACAGACUUGAGCCGCGCCGCGGGGUUCGCCGCGCCCGGAUCUCGGGGGCUUCAGCAGCAGAGCAUUAGCAUCGGGAAAGCCGUAAACGCGACGGAGACGCCGGUCAAGGAGAAACAUGUUCGAAGUGCCAUUAUUGGUACAUACCGAGAGAAGAGCGGCAGCAUCUUCUGGACGUAUAUGCUGAGACAACCGUUGCAGGAGAAUCAGAUCGUUGCGUGGAAAUUUUGUCAUGUUCUGCACAAGGUGCUGCGCGAGGGGCAUCCCCGGGUCGUCGUCGAUUCCCAGCGGUAUCGCGGCAAGCUGGAGGACAUCGGGAAGCUCUGGCAACACCUCCGAGAGGGCUACGGUCGUCUCAUACAGCUGUACGCAAGACUGCUAAUAACUAAACUAGAUUAUCACAAGCGGAAUCCGCGCUUACCGGGGAAUUUGCAAGUAACGCCGGAAGAGCUCGAAGCAAUUGGAGAAAAUGAUAUUAAUAUAUACUUCCAGAUGUCUGUCGAAAUGUUCGAUUAUAUGGACGACAUCUUGAACUUGCAGCAUGCAGUUUUUGGUUCUCUGGAUCUAUCCCGAUCGAAUUCGAUGACACCGUGCGGCCAGUGUCGACUCGCGCCUUUAAUUCCGUGCAUCCAGGACGCGUCGCAGCUGUACGAUUGCUGUGUGAAAAUCCUGUUCAAACUCCACGGCGCGCUGCCGGCGGACACGUUAACCGGACACCGCGAUAGAUUCUCGAAGCAAUUCCACGAGCUGAAGAGCUUUUACAAUACCAUCAAACAUAUGCAGUAUUUUAAACAUUUGAUAGCAAUUCCGUCGUUACCUGAGAAGCCACCCAACUUUUUAAUACAAGCCGAGUUGAGAACGUACGUCACGCCGAUAGUGGUACUUCCGCCCGAAGCGUCUAUAGAUGCCGAGACUGCCAUAGAAAACCUUAUCGAUACAUCCGAUACAGGGUCGUUGACGGGCGAUCAGUUGGAUUCUGUGAAUACGCGAAACGGCUCAAUAUCUCCUGAUACUCUUGCAGAAAGAGACAGCCUUAUCGAUCAUUUGUAUCAAGAAAAUGUUCGUCAGAGGCAAGAAGUAAAUCACUUGUUAAUGGACCAUCAGCAAAUAGUUGCGGAAUUUAGAAAUCGUGUUCUAGAAUUGGAGUCGACUCUUUCUACUAAAAGUAACGAGAUUGUAAUGGAGAAGCAGACUUGUCAGAAAUUAAUAAAGGAAAACGCAGCUACGGUACUAAAAGUUCAAGAAAUUGAAGGAAAAAAUGAAGUUUUAGAGGAAAAGUUUAAGAAACUCAAGGAUGUUUAUUCCAAACUGAGAGAAGAGCAUAUCGGUUUGAUCAGAAAGAAAGCUGAACUCGACAAAGAAUUUGGAGGAAUAAAGAUAGAGCGAGAGCAAUCUGAACGUCGGACGUUGAAAGCGGAAGAGCGAUUGCAAGAGUUGCUUCAAGGGCAAGCGUCGACGGAACAGGAGACGCAGAGAGUGGCGCAGGCGCGCGAGGAUUUGGAGGAUGUGAGGAAGAAACUUGACGCUGCUCAAACUGAAAAUUUGGCGUUAAUAGCAAAGAUAGAUUUUAUUACGUCCGAGAAAACGGCUUUGGAAGGCGAUCUCCAUGAUUUGCUGGUACAAAAGGAAGAGUUGGAUUUACGAAUAGUAAAUCUGGAAACUGACGCCGAACGGUCCCAUAAUCAGAUGAAAACGGAGACCAACACGAUUUUGUACGAUUUAUUACUGAAUGCUAUAUCGGAGGCGGAAUCUAUCUUGCAUCACGCGAUGCAUGCGAUCGAUAAUCCGGCCAUAUCGGCGCUAACUUGCACGCCCGAUUAUCUCGCAAGUUUGUUCGAGCCGACCGAAAAAUCGUUUAAUGAUUUGGAGGAGGCAUACAACACUUAUAUGCUCGAUACAACGAAGGGAAAAACGUUAAUUCGCACCGCCGUGCAUAGCGCAUACUUUCUGGCUCUCUAUCUGAUAUACGCAAAAUCUACUUCGAAUACAUCGACGGAUAUUGGUCUGGCCGACAGAUUUGCCGAUGAAUGCAAACAAUUAGGCUCGCAAGGUUUAAUUAUGUUGAGUUAUGUCAAAGAGAAGUCCUCAAUGACCGGUGCGCAAAUUGCAAAUGUCAAAAGUCAAUUACAAAAGAUUUCGUCUCUCAUAAGUACGUUAUCGACUACUCAGAACAAUGUGGAAAUUAUCGGAACUUUAGUAGAAAGCGAGUUGCAGAGUAUGGAUAAAGCUAUAGAAGAAACGGUUGCAAAGAUACAGGACAUGUUGGAUAAAUCUCGCGCGGCGGACUCGGGUUUGAAACUAAAAGUGAACGAGCAAAUCUUGGAUUCCUGCACGGAUCUAAUGAAGUGCAUAAGAAAAUUAGUGCAGAAGUCUCGCUUUCUGCAGAAAGAGAUUGUGGAACAGGGACGGGGAACCGUUUCCGCAACUGAGUUUUACAAACGUAAUCAUCAGUGGUCUGAGGGUCUUAUCUCGGCGGCGAAAGCGAUCGCUAUGGGCGCAAACUUUUUGUUAGAAGCGGCGGAUAAAGUUGUGUUGGGCAACGGCAAAUUCGAGCAGUUGGUUGUUGCCUCGCAAGGAAUUGCGGCAUCCACCGCGCAACUGGUGGUUGCCAGUAGAGUAAAGGCUGACAGAAAUAGUAACAAUUUGACUGAACUCUCUAAGGCUUCGAGAGAGGUGACUCAAGCUACAGCGAACGUUGUGGCGACUGCUAAAAGCUGCAAUCAUCUUGUCGAGGAGAACGAAGAUCUAGAUAUGUCUAAUCUGAGCUUACAUCAAGCUAAACGACUCGAAAUGGAGGCGCAAGUGCGAAUCUUGGAGCUGGAGCAGGCUUUGGAAACCGAGAGAUUACGUCUAUCCGCUCUUCGACGUUAUCAUUACCAGCUUGACGGUGAGAACGAAGCGUAAGCUGAGAGAGAGAGAGAGAGCAUGGAUUUGAAUAUAGAUUAAAGAUAUUCAACCAACGCGAAAAAUUGUAUGUAGAUAAAAGGAUUGUAGCAACCGUGUAAAUUAGUCUCGACUAACCAUGAUAGAGAUCGGUUUCUCCGUUAGAAGUGAAACUUUUAUUAUUCAUUUACUACUAUCAGCAUUUACGUAUUAUGCAUGUCUCGAAGAUCAACGAUAAUUUUCCGUCGUAUUAUAGGGAUCGAUUAAAUGUACUUUAUUGAAUAUGAUGCUCGAGUAUAUCGAUCGUAUAUCGAAUGAU
Molecule: messenger RNA, 3984 nt
Organism: Wasmannia auropunctata (little fire ant)
Lineage: Eukaryota; Metazoa; Arthropoda; Insecta; Hymenoptera; Formicidae
Gene: Hip1
Product: huntingtin-interacting protein 1
Exons: 17
Coding region: 738-3686 (982 amino acids)
Biological process (GO): endocytosis; clathrin coat assembly; actin filament organization
Cellular component (GO): actin cortical patch; clathrin-coated vesicle
Molecular function (GO): phosphatidylinositol-3,4-bisphosphate binding; clathrin light chain binding; actin filament binding
Source: RefSeq, a predicted model, not a curated record